AUGUGGUGUCCUUCCACUAUCUUCGCCACAGUACUCACGCGUCUUGCCAGCCUACACAAGAUAGCAGACUAUUUCACUGACCAAUUCUGCCUUAUCGACUUCGACGAAUGUUUCUUAAUCUCGUCACCUCCGCCGGACUCAGGCACCCCUGAAUGCUACCUUCCGCCUGAGGUAUUGCUAGAAAUGGAAAAUGGUAUAGAAAGUGACAUCAGCUCCGACGAAAAUUAUCAAUGCUCCCACAAAUACCCCAUCAGCUCGGCCUGUGACUUAUGGGCGCUCGGGUGUACACUUUUCGAGAUCCGGAAACAGAAUAAACUACUUGAUGAUCAAGAACCUCUUCUGGCCGAUAUGGUGCGUCUUCUUGGCAAACCACGUUGGUGGAAUAAUUGGAAAACACGCAAAAACUUCUUUACCGAUGAAUAG
Molecule: messenger RNA, 423 nt
Organism: Penicillium taxi
Lineage: Eukaryota; Fungi; Ascomycota; Eurotiomycetes; Eurotiales; Aspergillaceae
Exons: 1
Coding region: 1-423 (140 amino acids)
Source: RefSeq, a predicted model, not a curated record